Messenger RNA from Chelonoidis abingdonii (Abingdon island giant tortoise), 1096 nucleotides. It is a transcript of the gene SCN4B, whose product is annotated as sodium voltage-gated channel beta subunit 4. Gene Ontology annotation, cellular component: plasma membrane; voltage-gated sodium channel complex. The record is from RefSeq and is a predicted model, not a curated record. Gene Ontology annotation, biological process: regulation of ventricular cardiac muscle cell membrane repolarization; cardiac muscle cell action potential involved in contraction; regulation of sodium ion transmembrane transporter activity. NCBI's taxonomy places the organism in Eukaryota, Metazoa, Chordata, Testudines, Testudinidae. Gene Ontology annotation, molecular function: sodium channel regulator activity; transmembrane transporter binding.
AUGGCUUGGACGAUGCAGUCCCAAAUCCAAAAGGAGCUCCAGCAUGGAUUCCAUCCUCAGCCGGCCCGUGGCAGCGCGCCCGCCUCGCCCCCGCCUGCGGACGCCGCGUCCCUCCGACUUGGCUGCGCGGAGCCCCGGCCGGAUGCUGCAGCUGCUGCGGGGACCAGCCGGACUUUGGCUCGAGCCUCGUCCCCCUGCCCCUUGCGCCAGGACCGGGCGCGCCGGCGGCCGCUUGCCCCGAGCUGCCCGGCACAGAGGAUGGCACAAGCGGACGGGAGCGGCGCCCGGCUCGGCCGGAGCUGGCCGGCGGCGGCUCUGCUGGGUUUCCAUCUCUUCGCCACGACCGUCACCUUGGAGGUCUCAGUGGGGAAAAACAACCUUGUGAUGGCUCUGAACGGCUCAGAAGUGCAGCUGCCCUGCAUCUUCACCACCUGCAUAGGCUUCAAGGACCUUGACUUCACUUGGUAUUACAACAGCACUGAAGUGAUAUAUCGUGGGCAUAUAAAGAACAAAGUGUCCGAGCCGACGAUGCUGUAUGCAAACCCUCGGGUUCGGUUAACUGGCACAACCACUGGGAGGGAAAACAACAUCUCCAUCUCCAUGUUUGUGGACUUUGAUGACGCUGGGAAGUACACCUGCCAUGUGAAGAACCCAAAGGAAAUGAAUGCUGAACACAAUGCCACCAUCAUCCUCAAAGUGGUCCAGGAGAUGGUACCAGUGGACAACACGCUGACGCACAUCAUUGUGGGAACCGUGGGCGGGCUUGUCGGCCUCCUCAUCCUCAUCCUUGUCAUCAAGAAAAUCGUCCUGCUCAUCCUCAAAAAGUCUCAGGAGAAGAAGAAGGAGUGUCUCGUGAGCUCCUCAGGGAUCGACAACACUGAGAAUGGUCUGGCAGGCUCCAAGGCGGAACAGAAAGCUCCACCAAAGGCAUGAAGCAAACUCAGUCUGACCCAUGAGGCAGCAAAACUCUAAUGGCGGAGGGAGGGGAAAUCUAUUGUAUUUUGAAACUAACCAUGCUUGAGCCAUCUCAGUAUUACACGCAGGCCUACAAUUUGCGCCACUUCUCAGCCCAGACUUGGAAUGCUGUGUGGCUUGG